AUGCAACAAGCAACGGGAAACGAAUUACUGGGUAUCUUAGAUCUGGACAAUGAUAUAGACUUCGAGACUGCUUAUCAAAUGCUCAGCAGUAACUUUGAUGACCAAGUAUCUACUCAUAUACAUGAAAAUACGUUUAGUACAGCAUCUCCGCCCCUAUUAGCACAUGAACUCGGUGUGGUUCCUAAUUUAGCGGUGCAACCCUCACACAUGGAGAUUAUACCUACUGAUAACCAAACUCACCAUUCUUCUUUGCAUUCUCAUGCACAUUAUCCGAACCAUACUUCCAAUCAGCCAAGUAUGGGGUUUGAUCAUACUCUAGGUCUCAAACUCUCUCCUUCCAGUUCCGGAUUAUUAAGUACCAACGAAUCGAACGCCAUUGAACAAUUCUUGGACAACUUAAUCUCGCAGGAUAUGAUGUCCUCUAAUACUUCUAUGAGCCCUGAAGUACAACCUUAUGCAAAAUCACCGAACAAGCAGCAUAAAUAUUCAGAAACAAAUCAAAGGCGAAUUGGAACAAACUUGCAUAAUAACACGAGGGAGUUGCACACAAGCUUAGUGGAUGUAUCAACUGAAUUCACAGCCAGGGAGGGGCCUCACCAGCCCACUAACCAUAAUCACUACAACCCACCACCAUUUUCAGUACCUGAGAUAAAAAUUCCAGAUUCUGAUAUCCCGGCUAAUAUCGAAGACGAUCCUGUUAAGAUAAGGAAAUGGAAACACGUCCAAAUGGAGAAGAUACGAAGAAUAAACACCAAGGAAGCCUUUGAAAAGCUGAUCAAAUCGGUAAAGACUCCAUCGAAGGAAAACGGAAAAAGAAUCCCCAAACAUAUCCUACUUACAUGUGUAAUGAACGACAUCAAGUCCAUCAGAAGCGCAAAUGAAGCGCUGCAACACAUCUUGGAUGAGUCAUAG
Molecule: messenger RNA, 912 nt
Organism: Saccharomyces mikatae IFO 1815
Lineage: Eukaryota; Fungi; Ascomycota; Saccharomycetes; Saccharomycetales; Saccharomycetaceae
Gene: INO2
Product: Ino2p
Exons: 1
Coding region: 1-912 (303 amino acids)
Molecular function (GO): protein dimerization activity
Source: RefSeq, a predicted model, not a curated record